AUGGGAGAGAAUAUCCGGGAGAAUAUUCCGCUUCCGAAUUCGGAUCCCGAGCGCCGGCCCGAGUUGACUCGGACCAUCUCCAACUCCUCCUCCUCGUCUUCGUUCUCCUUCACUACUCUUGACGCUUCCGAGGAGCUCCCGCUUUGUUCCUCGCAUGCAACACUGGGUGCAUCCACAGAGUGGACAAAUGAAAAGCACAAUUUGUAUCUUGAUUCUUUGGAAACAUCAUUUGUUAAUGAAUUGUACCAUUCCAUGCGUUUGCGUGAUUGGCAUCAACAAAAGAAUGCUCGAGGGACACGUUCAUUGCAAGAGGUCUCAUUCAAGACUCAGAAUUCUUCUGACCAGGUUGUUCAAGAUGGCUGCUUGCAGAAGAUCAACCUUCGAAGGAAUGAAAGUUUGAUGGAAAGCACAGCUAAUUCUCAUGUUACUAUGAGAAGUCCAUGCAGAUGUCAUUCUACUCUUGCAGGCAAAAGCUGCACUGUUUCAUCUCCUAAGACGCUGACUUUAAAAAACUUACAUGCAUCAGCAAGAAGUUCAGAGCAGAACCUAGUAUGUCAUCAGGAUUGGGUUGGCAAUAUUACAGAAGUAUCUGGUCAGAACUUUGUGGAUGAAGACCAUGGAGGGAAGCUAAGCAAUGCAUCCAAACCAAAAAGGCUUAAAAGAAUUGCAGCUGAUGCUUCCAGCAACGAUCAAAUUGUGCCAUCAGAAAAUUUUGAUACGAAAGAGGUUUCAAUGGCCCAUAAUGUUCUCUCUGAACAAGGGCAUAAUCUUCGCUAUUUCUUAGGAGGAAGCUGA
This is a messenger RNA of Prunus armeniaca (apricot), 795 nucleotides long. The record is from the annotation of a GenBank genome assembly. Lineage: Eukaryota; Viridiplantae; Streptophyta; Magnoliopsida; Rosales; Rosaceae.